This is a messenger RNA of Patella vulgata (common limpet), 5298 nucleotides long. RefSeq names its product two pore channel protein 2. Gene Ontology annotation, cellular component: lysosomal membrane. The transcript is spliced from 26 exons. The coding region runs from base 54 to 2582 and encodes 842 amino acids. Gene Ontology annotation, biological process: transmembrane transport; monoatomic ion transport. The record is from RefSeq and is a predicted model, not a curated record. Gene Ontology annotation, molecular function: voltage-gated channel activity; monoatomic ion channel activity. NCBI's taxonomy places the organism in Eukaryota, Metazoa, Mollusca, Gastropoda, Patellidae.
UAAAUCUCCGUUUCAUAUAGUUUUAUACAAUGCAUGAUUUCGAUUGAAAUUAAAUGGCGAAGCGAAAAGACCCUAAGCGAGCCAAUGCCGGCUCUUUCGCCGAUGACAUCAACUCUAAUACCUCAGAUUAUCGAACGUUCUCAGAAACAACCGACGAAAGUGACAGAGGAGAUUUGACCCGCCCCUUACCAAUUGCUGAAAAUACAGAUAUUCGACGUUCAUCAGUACCAGGGGAAGGAGGUUAUGGUAGUUAUAGUGACCGGAUGUCAAUAUCAGAUGGUCAGUUUGAUUGGCAGCUUACUUCAAAUAAUGAUGUUUUGGGAGCUUCCUCAGAUGCAGGGCCAGGAAACUUCGAACAAUUUGCUGGUUUAGAUCAAGAUGUGAUUUUUCAAGCUGUUGUUUUUAUAGAAGAUGCAUAUAAGUAUCGUUCUAUUUGUCAUCGUGUUGAUCCGAAGAUUUUACAUUUUUAUAGGAGUUAUCUUUCCACAUGGGUUAAUAUAAUCCAUGUUACAGUGAUAGCAGUUCUCCAUUUAUUAGCAUUCUUGGAAUAUCCUUCAUCUUUAACCUGGACGUCAGAUAUUCGUGAUCGUGGGGAGAGGAUAACUCUACCAUGUGGUGUAACAGAGACUAUUGAACUCAUCUGUUUAUUAUUGUUACUAGCAGACACAAUUAUACGGAGUUAUUUUAUGGGUUGGUCAUAUUUUAAAGGUCAUCGUUGGUUAGUUGUUUCUAUUUUUAUUCUCUCCAUGUCAUUAGUUGAUUGGAUGGUUUCUGUCUCAUUGGGGUGCCAAGAGUAUAUUAGAUUCCGAAGAAUCUUGAGACCAUUUUUUAUUUUGCAAAAUUCAUCUUUAAUGAAGAAAACAAUAAAUUGUUUACGAAGAACUUUACCUGAAGUAGCCAGUGUGUUAUUGUUGUUGUUUUUGCACCUGUUUAUGUUCACACUGUUUGGUAUGCUGCUCUUCCCAAAAGCAACAGAUACAGACACAGCUGAUGAGAUAAUGAAAAAUAAUACCAACCCAAACCAAACAUCAGAUACAUCUAUUGCGUCUACAGAGGGUCAGGAGUAUUUUAAAACUUUACUACAGGCCUUUAUGAGUUUAUUGGUUUUAUUAACAACAGCCAACAAUCCUGAUGUGAUGAUGCCAGCAUAUCGUCAGAAUAGAUUCUUUGCCAUGUUCUUCAUUAUAUUUCUAGGAAUAGGUUUAUAUUGUUUUAUGAAUAUGUUAACAGCUGUAAUAUAUAACAGAUUUAGAGGAUAUUUUCUGAAUUCUAUGCAGAGUAGUCAUUUCCGUCGUAAACUGGGUGUACGGGCUGCUUUUGAAAUAUUAAGAAGACGAAAGUCUGCUUUCAGACAUCAGUCUUCAAUUUCCACCAUUAGUGUUGGUGUAGGACAUUCCGUUGUUAGGUCUAUAGUCGAUCAAAUUAAUGUUUCUAAAAACGUCAAAAAAGCUCUUCAACAGGCUUUAAAAAGACGUCAACCAGCCAUUUAUUCAGCGACAGAUUUUCAAAUGUUAUUUGAAGAAUUAAAUCAGGAAGAGGCUGUUCGUGAGAGACCUGAAAUCCGUUGGUUUUCUGAUUAUCCUAAGGUUGUAGCCAUACAGAAAAUACUAGUACAUCGAUAUUUUUUCUAUUUUGAAUGUAGCAUGGCUUUUAUCAAUGUUAUUCUAAUAUCGGUUCAACUUCAGUUACAAUAUGAUAGAUCUUUGACAUCAAGUCAUUCCACAUUACGGGUGAUAAACUUCUGUUUUAUAAUAUAUUAUGUGAUAGAGCAAUGUUUAAAAUUGUGGGCGAUGGGAUGGAGGAGGUAUGUGUCGGAACGAGAACAUAUAUUUGAAGCUGUGAUUACCAUAGCUCUAGCUAUUGGAGAAACUGUUAAUGCUAUAGAAUAUGGAAUUCCAGUGUAUGGAAAUAAUAUUCAUGGUAAAUUGAUGUUAUGGAAUAUUAUACGUAUUAUAAAUAUAUUGAUAAUGAUUCGUUUGUUGCGAGUUAUACCUCAUAUACAGGCUAUGUCUAUUAUAGCCAGUACAAUCAUUGAUCUGGUUAAAAAUAUGAAAGCUUUCGCUGGUAUUUUAAUUGUUUUUUAUUAUUCAUUUGCUAUUAUGGGAAUGGAAUUAUUUCACGAUGCCAUCAAAUAUAAUGGAAAUUCUACACACAAUGGGAGUGUUCUUCAGUACGAAUGUGGAUCGUAUCAACAGUUGGAUUACUGGGCCAAUAAUUUUGAUGAUUUCGCAGCAUCUGUGGUAGUAUUAUGGGAUAUAAUGGUUGUCAAUAACUGGCAUGUUUUUCUUGCUGCUUAUGCAAAAGCUACAUCUUAUUGGUCGUAUAUAUAUUUUAUAAUAUGGUGGUUGUUGUCGGUGGUUAUAGUUUUGAAUCUUUUUACAGCCUUAAUUUUAGAGAAUUUUAUAAUUAAAUGGGAUAAGAAUGUUUUAGCAUCUCGAGAAAGAAGUGGAACAGUCGAGCUAGAAGAAGCCAAUAACCUCAUUUCGCUCCAUCAAAUGUUCAGGGAUAGUUUAAAAGAACCAGCAGAGAAUGAACUAUUGGUGGAGUUAACAAAUCAUAAUUACUUGAUGUUAGAUAGAUGAAUAGUAGAUUCAACCAUAGGUCUCAUAAUAACAAACCCGUCACAGGAAGUAAUUCAAUCACAGGUCUCAUAAUAGCAAACCUGACACCAGAAGUAAUUCAAUCACAGGCUUCAUAAUAACAAACCUGUCACAGGAAGUAAUUCAAUCACAGGCCUUAUAAUAACAAAUCUGUCAUAGGAAAUAAUUCAAUCACAGGCCUCAUAAUAACAAACCUGUCACAGGAAGUAAUUCAAUCACAGGCCUCAUAAUAACAAACUUGUCACAGGAACUAAUUCAAUCACAGGCCUCAUAAUAACAAACCUGUCACAGAAAGUAAUUCAACCACAGGUCUCAUAAUAACAAACCUGUCACAGGAACAAAUUAAACCUUUCUCAAUCAGAAUUUCUCUGGGGCUUAUCAUCAGAAGUUAUUUUGACAAUGGUCUACUCUUGGGUGAUUUGUGAUUGACAAGGAAUAUAACUAGCUGACAAUACCACCCACAAAGUGCCUCUGACACAGGUUUCUUAAUUUUUCAGUGUUUUAGUGGAAGUGUCCAUCUCCCUGGUUUUAAUCUGAUUAUAUUUAAUUCAUGUUUCAUAGAAAAUGAAUUAUGUCUGACAUCUUUAUUUCUAUGCCUGUUAACAUAACCGAGGAUAUAACCAAUUGAUUCCAUAUAAAAAUAUCAUGGGAGUGGGGGUGAACUCCACAUGUUGUAGACCCCUUUAGAUCAUAUGGUCUGACAUUGAGUCAAAUGUCUGCAUGUUGUAUGUGUUGAGUGGAUGGUAUGCCCUAUUUCUAUCUAAUGCUAUUAAUAACAUCAUAUUGAAAAGAAAUUCAAUUGGGAUUUAAAAUCCUACUUUUCUGCACCAGCCGGGCUAAUGAAGACCUUGUUUUUUUUGUCACAUCAAAUUAACUACACACGGUUCCUUGUCAGGCCUUCCAUCCUCCACCACUGACAAGAAGAACCAGAUUGACAAAUCCUGUGGGAAUCUAUAAUGCUACACAUAAUAUCAAUUAAUGCAUUACCUAACAUUUCUUAAUGUUGCCAAAUAUAUUGUCAGUCUUUGAAAUGCUUAAACAUAUACAUAGAUGUUUAAAAUGUUAAUCUGGAAUGCUUAAAGGAGCCAAGUCUUUAACUCAGUAUCAUCCACAGUCUUCGACAUUGGUCACUUUAAAUCAACCUUGAUAUUGUUAUCUUGCCGUUAAAAGAUGGGGUUCUGAUAUCCAAUAUGUAAGAAAAAAAUAAACAUUUUAAAAUUAGCACACGAAUCAGGGGCCAGAAUGCGCACCAAAGACCUCAAUUCAAUUCGAACUCUUUGCAUAUUUCACCGAAAUUACAGUAAAAACGGAAACGAUUGAAUGUAAAUCAGUUUAUAUGUAUAUACAUUCAUAUUACAUUAUUAUUUCCUUUGCAACCCAUUUAUGUCCAUAUCUAGGUGCCAAAAAAUAGCGAUUUAGCUCCUUUAACCAUGAAUUUUCAGAUAUUUACGUUGCAUAACCAUAUACAUUCUUUGAAAUGCUUAAUCAUACAUUAAAAUUAUUAUUCAUACAAUGCCAAAUAAUUGCAAUGCUUGUCCAGUCAUUGUUAGUUUCUUUGAAAAACUUAAUAAUAGGUUGCCAAAUUAUAUAUUUGAAAUGCUUAUCCAUAUAUGGCCAGUUGUUUAAAAUGCUUAGUCAUUUAUAACCAAGCAUUUUAAAACAAUGCCUGUAGAAUAUAUUUUCAUAAUUUUCAUUCAUAAAUUUUAAUCAUUUUAUUACGUACUGGAUAUUGUCAUCUAUAUUCUGAAUUAAAUGUAGACCAUAAAAGUAACAACUACAUUCAGACACUCUCCUAUACUUGUUUCAAUAUAAUUAAAUGUAUUCAUUGUCUCGUUUUACUGAUUUAGUAUUUAACUAAACUCCUUCUGCACCAAUAUCCAUUGCCUUUAUAAAUCUAGCGUUAUUUACCAUUUUAAUUAACUGUUUAGUUCAAGUCACUAGUGGCAACAUUUUAAUAAUAUUUUAUUGGGUAACUAACUAUACUUAAACUACUGGAGACUAGUGUUUUAACAACCAAGUCAUAUAGAUUAAACCCAAGUUUCAUACAAAUGUCUAAUUCUUUAAUCCUUUAUUUCACUAAUCACAUUGUAAAUUAUUGCACCAUGUAUACAUAACAUGUUAUUGUCUGCAAUAUCAUCUCGGUGGAAGCAGACGUAAAAUACAACUAACUCACGUACACACACAUACAUAUAGAUUUCACCUCAGUGGAAGCGGACGUUAAAUAAAGCUAUUUCACACACAUAUAUAGGAGAUAUAUUUAAAUUAUUAUAAAGAAUGCACAUCGUAUUGUUCAUUCCAUUUUAGUUGUUAGUCGAUUUUAAUGUUGUUGCUGUUUGAAUAAAUUCAUAUUCAGAUUACACAGUUGUCCCUGUUUUAUGGAUGUAACCCACUAGGUUACACAUAGCCAGAUUCUUUGAAAUGCUUACUCUUAUAUAUUGUAGGAUAUUUGAAAUGUUUAACCAUACAUUGUCAGAUUCAGUGAAGUGCUUAAUCAUAUACAUGUAUUUCCAAAUAUUUUAAGAUGCUUAUCCAUGCAUUGUCAGAUGUUUUAAUACUUAAUUAACUAUAUAUUUUUAAAUAAUUCAAGUGCUUUAUCAUACAUUAUCUGAAUGAAAAAUGCUUUACCAUAGAUAGUAAAUGGUGCCUUUACUUUGUUGAUAAAAUGUUUAUAUUAGUAGAGUUACUGAAUAACCUGGUG